AUGUUUGUUGGCCGCCUGGGCCCCAACGAACUGGGCGCCCUGGGUGUGAACACUGCCUUGUACUCCCUGGCAUUCUUCUUGUUCAACUUCUUGGCCAGUACAACCACACCACUCGUCGCAACAGCUGUCGCUGCGCAAGACAAGGACAAGGCUGGCCAGGUGACCAUUCAAGGAUUGAUCCUUGCUGGAGUGUUGGGGAUAUCCCUUCUUGGGGGCUUAGUAAUAGGUCAAGACUGGUUCCUGGGUGUGAUGGGCGCAGAUGGAAGCAUGUUGGCACCAGCAAAAGAAUACCUUGUAGCCAGGUCGUUUGCUGCACCUGCCGUGCUUGUUGUGCUUGUUGGAACUGGAGUCCUGCGUGGUCUUCAAGACAUGAAGACGCCACUGCUAAUCACGCUGUUUGCCAAUGCUGCCAACCUUGUCCUGGACCCUAUUUUAAUAUAUAGUUUUGACUUGGGGGUGAGGGGAGCAGCUGUUGCCACGACAGCAGCUGAAUGGUUGUCAGCCGGAGCAUAUGUCAUGGUGUUGUGGAGGGAGAGGGAGACACUGGGACUUGACUGCUCGUAUAGUGUUGCUGUGAGGAGGGCACAGGCUGACUACCUGCCAUUUCUGCAGGCUGGGGGGACAGUGCUGCUUCGCACAUUUGUUCUACUCUUCACCAAGACCUUUGCUUCGUCAGUUGCGACACACUUGGGACCUGUGAAUAUUGCUGCCCACCAGGUCGUAGCCCAGUUCUGGCUCCUGCAUUCACUCACGACAGACUCUUUGGCCGUCUCAGCACAGAGUCUUGUGGCUGUUGCUUUGGGGAAGGGUGACAUGAGACAAGCUAGAGGCUUGUCAGACAGGCUCUUGCAGUUUGGGAUUGCUCUAGGGGUAUUCUGGACCUUCUUCCUGCAAGCUGCAUCUCCUGUUCUUCCUUCCAUUUUUACCAGUGACGGGACUGUUGCCACAGCUGUUUACAGCAUUGCACCCAUUGCCACAUUCGUGUUGCCAAUCAGCUCAGCUGCGUAUGUGUAUGAUGGCAUAUUCAUCGGGGCCAAGGACUUCAGAUUUCUUGCGUUCUCUAUGUCAUCCGCUGCAGUGUGUGUGUGCACUGCUCUUUUUCUGGUUGAACCUUUGGGCUGGGGAUUGCCAGGUGUGUGGUGGUGUCAAUCAGGAAUGUUGAUAUUGCGAGCGUCUAUUCUGACUUGGCGGUACCAACAGCAACGUGGACCAGUUCCACGACAGAUUUCAAAGCCUGUGGAGGAAGGCACAGUUGCAGUGGUGGACAAUGAAGAGCUGGAAGGCUCUGUCAGAAGAUGA
Molecule: messenger RNA, 1299 nt
Organism: Ostreobium quekettii
Lineage: Eukaryota; Viridiplantae; Chlorophyta; Ulvophyceae; Bryopsidales; Ostreobiaceae
Source: the annotation of a GenBank genome assembly